GUUAAAUACCAAUAAUCAGUCAAAGGUGCUACACUCGCUAAGUAAUUUUUAAAGUAAAGGUGAAUAGUAAUAGUAUAAGAGUCUAACUCAUUAGUUGUUAUUAGGCACUCGCACAUUAUGACAGUUGACUGGUACUCAACUCACUAAGUUCCCGAUUCAGUUGCUGACGGAGGAUUUUUUGAAAAUAAAUAUGUACUUGGUCUCCUAUCAUUGCCAGCUGGUAUUUUUUAUCCGGCAGUCGUGUCGAAAUUGUUUAUGGAGACCGCCGCCCUAUAAUCUGAAGUAUCAUGUCAUAAUAAAUCUAGUGAGCGAGAAUAAAAACCACUAUCUAGUAUUUUCUGCAAUAAUGGACGCUCCAAUGUUGUUCUAUAUUACAGGAAACAACAUAUAGAGACACAGGAUGGGCGAAUUUAAG
Umbelopsis ramanniana AG is the source of this 415-nucleotide messenger RNA. RefSeq lists its product as uncharacterized. Lineage: Eukaryota; Fungi; Mucoromycota; Umbelopsidomycetes; Umbelopsidales; Umbelopsidaceae. The record is from RefSeq and is a predicted model, not a curated record. Bases 191 to 391 code for a protein of 66 amino acids. The transcript has a single exon.